UCUGCUUCUGAAAGGGCAAAAUAUAACGCUACCGAGAGGUACAUUAGAGUAUUAUUCUCGCGUUCGGCAGUGACACGCUGUGAUCGCAGCAAUGGUCCAGUCCUGCUCUGCAUACGGAUGCAAAAACAGAUAUCAUAAAGACAAAAACAUUUCUUUUCACAAAUUCCCACUCGCGCGUCCAGAUGUGUGUGGAAAAUGGGUUGCAGCGAUGAGGCGGAACAACUUCAAACCAACAAAGUACAGCAAUAUCUGCUCUCAGCAUUUCACAAAAGACUGCUUCAAACGAGAGUGCAACAACCGAGUACUGAAGGAAAAUGCAGUACCUUCACUCUUCUGUUUCAACAGAUUACAUAAAAAGGAGGAGUCCUCGGAGGACGCGGAUGUGGACUUCUCGCUGGCGCUCCCCCUCCCCGACUCCGAGCAGACGCAGGCGCAGGCGCAGGCGCAGGCGCUGCAGCUGCCUAAGCCAGAGCUGUCGCAUUCCCAGCCGCAGCCAGCCACCGUAGCGGCGGCGAGCUCCGACCUCCCGCCCAGCGCAUCCAUCUCCUGCGACCACAACUACACGGUGGAAGACACGGUGCAGCAGCGGAAGCGCGUGGAGCAGCUGGAGGAGCAGGUGGAGAAGCUGCGCAAGAAGCUGAAGACGGUGCAGCAGAAGUGCCGGCGCCAGGAGCGGCAGCUGGAGAAGCUGAGGGCCAUGGGGGAGCUCCACAAGGCCGGCAAGGACCCCGCCUCCCCGGGGGAGAGCUACGUCAUCCUGCCCAAAGAGCUCUACGAUGUCCUCAAAGGGAUCGAUUCCAUCGGCGGCUUGUGACAGACCUGCCGCAGCGUGGCAGGACUGUGGUUCUCAGUUAGUUUCGUUUGCUCAGAUUCAUCGUGGCUUUGCGUUUCCCUCCUGGGGUUCUCUAAAAGUCUGUUUUAAGUGUCUGUCCUUCCAAAGUCCCCUGCUUUAAGUUGUUAAUCAUGUAUCAGACACUUGAGUCAGUUUUCCUUUUGUACUGAUGUGAAUGGGAUAUUUUAGUUUUGUCUCACACUUCCAUGUCAGAUUGUGUCGCAAUGGGGGCAGGAAUCCUUUGGAGAUAAUUGAGGCUUCGUAGAGGAAAUUGUGGUAAAGAUCUGUCUAUUUUUUUGGCAGCAAAGGAACUACUUUCACCCAAUAAUGUGAAUUGCAGUGAGUACAGUACAGAUAUUUCAAGUGCUGUAUGUUAGCAUAUUUACAGUAUUCAGGUAUUCUGCAAAGAUAAAUUAUACCUGUGUCUCUUCACAGUCCUGCAAGGCUGUACUUGAGAGUUUUACCAAUUUUAAUAGAAACUACAAAUGGACGUAUCCCGUGGUAAUUUUAGCAGAGUGAAUUUAUAGUUUGAUACAGCAUUAACCAUGCUAAAUGACCACAUAUAAGGAUUAUUUAUGUGUGUAUUGAUUAGCGAUAAGAAACGUAUCAACUUGUAGACCGUUGAUGGCAUUUCCCUGUAAGGCCAGAGUGGAACUGUAGUGAUGAGUGCAGAUGAUAUUUUUGUGAUUACACUUCGGCGUUAUCAGUCUGCAAAGCACAUGUUGGAAUCCUGUAACACAGACACUUCUUCAGGUGAGGUCAGUGCCUCCUAGCUUCUGAAUAGGAGUAAAAGGUAACUUGUCAUUCACACUAUACUAGUUUUUCUGAGGUCCCUGAUUUUUCCAGCACCUUGGUAAGUCGCUGUCGCUGACUUUGAGCAGAAUCUUGUCGGAAAAGUGCUGAGUUACUUCAGCUUAGUGUUAGAUCCAUCAGAGCACUGUGAACCUCGCUUGCAUUAUUUAAUCUCGAAACUGAAUCCAGUUGGAUGUCUUGCAUCCCAAUGGCAGGCUAGCACUUUAGUACUUGAGUGUAGUCGCUUUGCUAGCUUAACGGGAGGAAAGAAAGCUGUAAAAGAAGCGCACGCAGCACAGCAGGGUACCGCUCAGAAAGUCUCAUAAGGGGUAUCAGCAGUGUAGCAUGAAGGUAUGAAGUUAGCUGUGGAAUCACAGUUGUGACACCAUUGAAAUUUGAAAGCAAUUUAAUACUAAGUGUUAGGGAUUGAAAACACAAAGUACAUUCCUGGGAUGUUAUGAUGAAAGCAGUUUGUUGAUACCCCUGUCCCUUCCUUAAGGAGCACCCAUUUAGAUACAGUGUGAACCUCAGACAACUAGCUCAUUUUGAAUGACUCUUAAUGGUCAGAUCAUAUUAGAACAUUGAGCUGUUAUUGGAAGUUACUGAUUUAUACAGAUAUUUGGCAUUAUAUUGUUUUUGUUUACCAUCAGGUCCAGAUCAGAUAUGUCUUUAAGCUGGUGGCUCGCACUCAUUUGAAGAACGCCGAAAACACAGAAUAAUAUAAACUGAAAUAUUGGAUAUGGAUUAUAAGUAUUAGGAAUAAUUAAAACUGACAAAUACAGUUGACAUUAUGGAGGGCUGUCCAGAAUAUGGGAUUCAGGAGCCUUGCAAUUUCAGGUGGUUGAGCUGCACUUGAAUUUUCCUGACCUCCUCUUUCAGUUCUGCAGGACAUUAAGUUUGUACUUGUUAGUGACUGUUGCUCCCUUCAAAGUCAGACCUGUCAACGAUCACCAUGGUUGAACACCCCACUAACAUACAUGGGCACCAGCUAAUGAUUUUGUUUAGCUGGAUAGUUGGACUCCUGAGGUAUCAAAGAGGAACCAGUGAUGUAGUUAUUUUAUAUCAGAGUCUUUUCCUAAUAUUUACACAUAAAUAA
Molecule: messenger RNA, 2720 nt
Organism: Megalops cyprinoides (Indo-Pacific tarpon)
Lineage: Eukaryota; Metazoa; Chordata; Actinopteri; Elopiformes; Megalopidae
Gene: thap1
Product: THAP domain containing, apoptosis associated protein 1
Exons: 3
Coding region: 92-814 (240 amino acids)
Molecular function (GO): sequence-specific DNA binding
Source: RefSeq, a predicted model, not a curated record